AUGGCAGAUGGUAAAGCUAACAGCUUGAUGAGCAUCAAUGGUAAAGCUAACAGCUUGAUGAGCAUCAAUGGUAAAGCUAACAGCUUGAUGAGAAUCAAUGGUAAACCAAACAGCUUGAUGAGCAUCAAUGGUAAACCUAACAGCUUGAUGAGCAUCAAUGGUAAACCAAACAGCUUGGUGAGCAUCAAUGGUAAACCAAACAGGAUGAGCAUCAAUGGUAAACCAAACAGGAUGAGCAUCAAUGGUAAACCAAACAGCUUGAUGAGCAUCAAUGGUAAACCAAACAGCUUGAUGAGCAUCAAUGGUAAACCUAACAGCUUGAUGAGCAUCAAUGGUAAACCAAACAGCUUGAUGAGCAUCAAUGGUAAACCAAACAGGAUGAGCAUCAAUGGUAAACCUAACAGCUUGAUGAGCAUCAAAGGUAAACCAAACAGCUUGGUGAGCAUCAAUGGUAAACCAAACAGGAUGAGCAUCAAUGGUAAACCAAACAGCUUGAUGAACAUCAAUGGUAAACCAAACAGCUUCAUGAGCAUCAAUGGUAAACCAAACAGGAUGAGCAUCAACGGUAAACUAAACAGCUAG
Molecule: messenger RNA, 582 nt
Organism: Biomphalaria glabrata
Lineage: Eukaryota; Metazoa; Mollusca; Gastropoda; Planorbidae
Product: circumsporozoite protein-like
Exons: 1
Coding region: 1-582 (193 amino acids)
Source: RefSeq, a predicted model, not a curated record